UGCUUGUUUCGAUUAAUUGUCAACAGCCUACAUUAAUUACAAAACUUUAAUUGGAGAGAAUUUAUAUAAUUGUUUUCAUGUUCAACACAAUUGAAACCUUUCAGGCUUUUUAUUUUAUCAUUUAGGUAUUGUCUACAAAUUUACUUAUUCCUGAUCAGUAAACUCUUGUACAUGUUACUUUAGAUUUUGUAUGAUAAAGCUUUUUGAAGAUAACGUGAAAUGAAAUUGAAGCCACUGAAACAUGCAUUUUUAAAAGUGUUUUUGCAAAAUAAUCAGUCACUGUGAUGAAUUUAAAACAACCUGCUUGUCUUGUUGAAAUACCUUUAUACAUGCAAUUCAGUGCUGUUUCUUAUGAUUAGUUGAAAACACACAUGAAAGCAGACCAGUCUACAUGUACAAGAAUUAGGGAAGCUAAAUUCCUUCCCAUUGAAAAAUAGUGAAGUUGGAACUUGUGAUAUCUAACAGUAUUCUUUAUUUCUCUAAGAAAGAAAGAUACUUUUUUAAAAUUUGAUUUUAAUUUUGAAGAAAAAAUAUUUAAAAAUAAUUUCCCAUCCUCCCCUCUGAGUCUAAAACUUCCAAGCAGUAAUCCCAAACAAACACCUUUUUAAGGAUUGCCUUUUUGGAGGAAUUUUUGAUAAGAUGCACUUUUUACAUAUACUAAGUAUCAAUUUGUUAGUUAUGUAUAUUAAGAUUUCUAAACUAUAUACGUGCCAGGAAACUGAAAGAUAAUAUGCAUGUAUAUUCUAAUAUUCAUUAUUGCAUCAUUAUGACUUAAUAUAUCCCCAGCUUACUGUUGAAACUGAUAUUCUUCUAAUUGUUGACAUGUGACUUCCAGAUCUAUGGAAAAAGAAAAGGGAAGAAAAAGUGCAGAAGCUGUAAAGACAAAGACUAGAAGAAGGCAUUUGAGGAAAAAGGAAAUCCGACGGCUACAAGCAAAUCGGCAAAAGAAAUCAUUGACUGGUGAAGAAUGUCCCUCGGGUGGAGAAAUUGAAGAACCUCCAGUGGACAAUGAACAAGAUGACUUGAAACAUGAUAGACUCUUUAAGGACUUCAUAAAAUAUGUGAAAGCAAAGGCUGACAUAAAGAAAUACAGCAGUGGUCAUGUUGUAAACACUGUUGAUGGAAUUGUGAAAAGACAUGUUUUCCUGAAGGAACCUUAUAAGUUCUAG
Messenger RNA from Ostrea edulis (European flat oyster), 1169 nucleotides. RefSeq lists its product as uncharacterized. The transcript has 3 exons. NCBI's taxonomy places the organism in Eukaryota, Metazoa, Mollusca, Bivalvia, Ostreida, Ostreidae. Bases 840 to 1169 code for a protein of 109 amino acids. The record is from RefSeq and is a predicted model, not a curated record.